Messenger RNA from Aspergillus fumigatus Af293, 1191 nucleotides. It is a transcript of the gene exg4, whose product is annotated as putative endo-beta-1,6-glucanase. Gene Ontology annotation, biological process: glucan catabolic process. Lineage: Eukaryota; Fungi; Ascomycota; Eurotiomycetes; Eurotiales; Aspergillaceae. Gene Ontology annotation, cellular component: extracellular region; cell surface. Bases 1 to 1191 code for a protein of 396 amino acids. Gene Ontology annotation, molecular function: beta-glucosidase activity. The transcript has 2 exons. The record is from RefSeq and is a predicted model, not a curated record.
AUGAUUAGAAGACUCGCAGCUUUCAGCGCUCUAUCGGGCCUGGCAACCGCCUGGCUGCCCGAGGUCAACAAGAAGAUCACCUCAACAAACGGGACGAACCUCUUCACGAGUUCGAACGGCAAGAUCCGGGGCGUGAAUCUGGGCUCCCAAUUUGUCUUCGAGCCAUGGAUCGCAGAGAAGGCGUGGUCGGAUAUGGGCUGCGGCGGCCAGAAAUCCGAGUUCGACUGCGUCUCGCGCCUGGGUCAGGCCAACGCGAACAGUGCUUUUGCGAGCCACUGGGGCUCCUGGAUCACACAGGAUGACAUCGCUGAGAUGGUAAGUUAUGGGCUGAAUACCAUCCGGGUCCCUGUCGGGUACUGGAUGCGCGAGGACCUGGUCUACUCGGACAGUGAGCAUUUCCCUCAAGGCGGGUUGCAGUACCUGGAGAAUUUGUGUGAGUGGGCUAGUGAUGCGGGCUUGUAUAUUAUCAUUGAUCUGCAUGGUGCUCCCGGGGCCCAGACGCCGCAGAAUCCGUUUACGGGCCAGUAUGCGCCCAUCGCUGGAUUUUACCAGGAUUAUCAGUUCGAGGGGGCGCUGAAGUUCCUGGAGUGGAUGACCACCAACAUCCACCAGAACGACAAGUUCCGCAAUGUUGGAAUGCUCGAGGUUGUCAAUGAGCCUGUUCAAGAUGCUGGCAAGGUCGGCUCAAUGCGGAGCAGCUAUUACCCCAAUGCUUUCAAGAGAAUCCGCGCUGCAGAGCAAAGCCUCAACAUCGAUAGGAACAACUACCUCCACAUCCAGAUGAUGGACAGACUCUGGGGCUCGGGUGAUCCCAACGAGUCCCUGACUGACACCUACUACGCCGCCUACGACGACCACCGUUAUCUAAAGUGGGCCAGCGUCGCCGUCUCCAAGGACAGCUACAUCAGCACAUCCUGCAGCGACCAGCUCAACAGCAACACCCCGACCAUUGUGGGAGAAUGGAGUCUGAGCGUUCCUGACAACGUGCAGUGGAACUCGGACUGGUCGCCUGACUCUAACAAGGACUUUUACAAGAAGUGGUUUGCCGCACAGGUCACGGCAUAUGAGAGACAGCAGGGCUGGAUUUUCUGGACUUGGAAGGCUCAAUUGGGCGAUUAUCGUUGGUCAUACCAAGGUGGGCUGCUCCUUACCAGACCAGGGAUUGGUGAUCAACAGGUGCUGACUCUUUAG